UUAUGACCCGAUUCUUAGCCCAGCCCGGUGCAGGUUUAUCCGUUAGCUAACCGCUCUCAGUCUCAGCGCUCGCUAGGCCGCUCUCUUUGUCCACUCUGCAAUGGCGGCAAUGACAGCUUCAGCUUCGUUCUCUCCCCUUCACCCCUGCAAUUCUGCUGGGUGGAAUCCUCUCCUGAACCCUCCAUUGAAGACUAACGCCUCCACGACGAGCUUCAAGCGUCUCGAUAGAAGAAAACCUGGCCGCAGCCUUCAACCAGCAAGAUGCAGCAUGAUCCAUGCUGGAUUCACGGGUUCUUGCAAUGAACUAUCCUUGCAAAGCCUAACUACUUCACUGGAUCCACCUGAUGCAACGAACAUCGUUCAAAAUCUUGGAACUGACUUCCAUUUGAUCCAGAGAUUAGCAGUCGCUGAUAUUGACCCUGCUACGGCAAAGCUUGCUAUCGGGAUCCUGGGCCCCUUCCUCUCGGCCUUUGCCUUUCUAUUUAUACUGAGGAUAGUAAUGUCAUGGUACCCCAAGCUUCCUGUGGGCAAGUUCCCCUACGUGAUUGCAUAUGCUCCCACAGAGCCCCUGCUCAUCCCGACGAGGAAGCUGAUCCCUCCCCUUGGAGGAGUCGAUGUCACUCCUGUCGUGUGGUUCGGGCUGAUCAGUUUCCUAAAUGAAAUCUUAGUGGGGCCACAAGGGCUCCUCGUGCUUCUCUCUCAGCAGAUUAGCUCGUAAAACUUUGUCUGAGAACACUACGCAUUCGUGUUCUUGAAGGACGGCGUUUCUAGAUUUUCCUCUUUGCGCUAGGAAAUCCUCUUGGACAUGUUCUCUGUCUGCAGAAGAGCACACUGAUUCAAGGAAUCAUACCAUUUCCAUAUAGAGAAAUACUUCUGAUUGCAAAACUUGAUUUUGCUGUCGAGCUCUAAGAUUUGUAUACCAUAUGUAAUCUGUUCGGCUC
Messenger RNA from Punica granatum (pomegranate), 941 nucleotides. The record is from RefSeq and is a predicted model, not a curated record. Lineage: Eukaryota; Viridiplantae; Streptophyta; Magnoliopsida; Myrtales; Lythraceae.